GGAGGUAGCGGCGCUGGGGUUAGCCUGGACUAGGUCGGUCAGUCAGUCAUGGAGGGGGUAUUGCAAGGGGCUUUGCACUUGUCUACAUAUACUUCACCUCAUUGAUUUCUAAUCAGUUCACACGCCCUUUGUUUUUGCACCGAAUCAUGUUGAUCUGUGCUCUCAGUUUAUUGUCCAAGUAAGUAGGCGAAGAGGGGAGGGUUUCUUUCAUUUAAAAGUAAAAGCAUUAGCAAUGCCAGGGGGGAGAGGGGAUGCUUCCAUUGUUAGGAGGCGGUCAGCCAGCGUGGGACCUGUCAGCGUUGAAAGGAAUAUCCAGAGAGAUGAGGAUCAGGGUGAGGAUGGUGAUGAGGAAUUCCGGGAUGAAGGGGUUCCUUUCUACAUAAACCGAGGGGGACUCCCUGUUGAUGAGGCCACCUGGGAUAGGAUGUGGAAGCACGUUGCUAAGAUCCACCCUGAAGGAGAGAAGAUGGUGCAAAGGAUUCGAGGCAUGCCAUACCUUCCCAAGGUUCCAAUGCCAUGUGUGCCUACGUUUCAGCUGUCUACGCUUGUACCUGACCGUCUGGAAGCCAUACAGAGAUACACCAGGGAAUUGCAGUACAAUCACACUGGAACACAAUUUUUUGAGAUUAAGAAAAAUCGACCUUUAACUGGCCUGAUGGAUCUAGCACGAGAAAUGAUUCGCGAGUCUCUACCAAUCAAAUGCUUGGAAGCUGUGAUUUUAGGGAUUUACCUCACCAACAAUAUGCCUGGAGUAGAGAGGUUUCCCAUUAGCUUCAAAACUGAAUUCUCAGGGAAUUACUUCCGCCACAUAGUGCUUGGAAUCCACUAUUCUGGACGCUUUGGAACACUGGGCAUGAGUCGACGUGAGGACUUGAUGUUCAAACCCCCAGUGUGCAGAACUUUAAUUGAUCUCAUCUCAGAGUUCGAGAGUUCCUACAGAAAAUGCUGGCAUACGCUGAAGAAAGUCAAGAUUGGACAGUAUGUGUCCCAUGACCCCCACAGUGUGGAACAGAUUGAGUGGAAGCAUUCAGUCCUUGACAUAGAAAAGCUAAGUCGUGAGGAACUGCGCAAGGAGCUGGAGAGGCAUACUCGGGACAUGCGACUAAAGGUUAUGAAGGGAACAACCGCACCAUCAUCCCCCACCCGUGACAGGAAGAAGGAUUCAUCAUCACCCCAUCGCAGUCAGUCAAGCCCGCAUCGCAGGAAUGGCCACAGUGAGAGACGAUCUUCGGGAGAGAAAAAAACAACAGAGCAAAAAAACCUCAAUGAUGUGGGAUACCAGAUCCGUGUGUGAACAUUCCGCAGUGCAGUCCAAAUGUGACCAUUGCGUUGUACAGUUUGCAGAGAUCUUUAUCGAGUCCGUAGAAGGACUAUCUGUGCACUGAACUGAACUCUCAGAAUCAGAAUGAAGGAUGCCAUAGAGUAUUUGGAAGUAGUGGCCAGCAGUAUUAAACCAAUUGUGACUUUUUACAUUUUUUUCUUAUAUAUUUUCUCUAAUAUGUUUGAUAAUCUUUCAAUUGAAAUGAGUUAACAGCUCAUUAGAACACUUUAGAUUGUGCUGACAGCUGAAAGGUAACACAUUUAAUAAUACAUUAUCCCAAUCCUUUUGUGGUGGUUGAGAACCCUAUUUGGACAGUUUGAGACAUGUAGAACUUUUCAAUCAGUGUACGGUUUUCAAAAGGUUUGGGGUGUAAACAAAAUACUGAGCCAUACAGACAAGGCAAAACCUAGACUUUAUGCCGAGUCUGUACCGAUCUUGACCAGGGAUCAAAUGGGUUCACUUCAAUUGCUCGCCUCCCAGGGUUGAAGAAUCGACCAAGAUUCCUAUUCUGCUCACUGUCUGGUGAUCCUAAUGUAUUACAUUGGGUGAGGUCAGGGUUGGACUUUGUCCUUUUGCAAUCAAAAAGCUUCCCAAUAUUCAGUGCAGGAGAAUUAAUGUGAAGAUUGGCCACUGCAGCAAGGUAUCAGAGUGACCAGUGGCUAUGGAAAUCAUAUCUCAGCAAAACCUGAGCCUAAGUGCUCCCCAUACAACUCCUCACCAAAGCAUCAAAAUUAAAGUCAAAAUCCAAAUGCACCUCCAUCACCCUCCCCACUCAGAAAUUCAAAUUCCUUUGGAGUUUAGUCACAAACUGUGAGAGGCUGUUGAUAUUUUCUUUCCCAUGUUUCUACAUCACAAGGAUCUAAUUACAUUGACCUCAUUUCAUGAGAAGGAACUAACUCUUUUUAACCUGCCUAUCUUGUACUUCAGAGCUUUAUAGUGCAUUCCCCUCAGCAAAAUGUCACAGCUUGACAUAUCUCCUCUUAAGAACUAGUGAGUUGGAAGUGCAUUUUGAGUUAUGUGACCAGGUCCAAAAUACAUCAAUGAUUGUUUGUUUGUUUGUUUGUUUGUUUCGUUCCAUUUCAUAAGAGAACCCUUUUCUUACCUCACGAGAGCAGAGUAUUCUGAAGUGAUAUUCUUUUAUACAAUAAAAGGAAAAAUUAUUCAUUGACCCUCCCCCACAUCACCCUGUGCAUAAGUAAAUGGUUGCCAUUUACUUAUGAUAUGGAGGUGCUGGUGUUGGACUGGGUUGGACAAGGUCAAAAAUCACACGACACCAGGUUAUAGUCCACCUGAGAAAGGAGAACACUUUGAAAGCUAGUAUUUUCAAAUAAACCCGUUGGACUAUAGCCUGAUACCGUAUGAUUUUUGACUGAAGUAAAUGAUACCAUGCUGCAUGCUCCCUGACUCUGUUUGGUGCUGAGGUUUAUUGCUCAGUCAGGUUUGCAUCUACUGAUAAUGUUGGACAGAUAAAGAUUGUUUUGCUCCUGCCCAGUUUUCUGUGUUUCCAUGACCUGCAGGAUUUACAUUCACUAAGCAUAUUAAAAUCUAGAGUAAAGGCAACCAUGUGACCGAUGAUUGUUAUUAAAACUCAUCUGGUCUUUUAGGGAAGGAAAUCUGCCAACCUUACCUGGUCUGGCUAUAUGUGACUCCAGAUCCCCAGCAAUGUGGUU
Messenger RNA from Chiloscyllium plagiosum (whitespotted bambooshark), 2991 nucleotides. The record is from RefSeq and is a predicted model, not a curated record. NCBI's taxonomy places the organism in Eukaryota, Metazoa, Chordata, Chondrichthyes, Orectolobiformes, Hemiscylliidae.